AUGCAUUUUCCGGCAAUUGAAGACUUUUACAAACGUUUGCUAUUUCUACUGCCGUUUGCAACCGAAUUUCCAUCGGAUGAUCGUCGCUUUAGUUACGAUGCGCCAAUGCAAUGGCAAUAUAUUUAUCCACAUUGUGGAGGCUCCGAUCAGUCGCCUAUUUCACUUAAUGCCCACAAGGUUAUACCCAUUGGUCUGCCGCCAUUGCAUUUCGGUCUCUACGAUGAGCCCUUCGAUGACUUAUUAAUACUGAGAAAUAAUGGACAUACAGUUGAGUUUAGUGUGCCCACAACAGUGUAUGGGGAGCGUCCCUAUAUAACCGGUGGAUUAUUAGGAGACUUUUAUGAAGCCAUGGCUGUACACUUCCAUUGGGGCUCCUCACAGCAAAAGGGAUCGGAGCAUUUGCUCAAUGGUCGACGCUACGAUCUAGAAAUGCAUAUAGUGCACCGAAAUACAAAAUACCAGAGUGAUGAGGAGGCGAGGAAUCAAACUGACGGCCUUGCUGUACUAGCUGUACUCUUCAAGGUGGUUCGUUCAAAUUAUCUACAUUAUCAGCCUGGGCUCAAUGAGAUCUUGGGCUCUCUGCUCCAUUUAAGCGAUUUUAACAGCAGUUACACGCCAGCUGCUUUCCUCACACUUGGUUCACUACUUGGUAACUUGGAUAGGGGCAACUUUUAUGCCUACCAGGGAUCACUGACAACGCCACCCUGUUCGCCAGUAGUUCUCUGGCAUGUGUUCGCUGAGGUAUUGCCCAUUUCGCAUCUGGAAUUGCCCAAGUUUUGGCAAUUGCGGGAUCGUCGGGGCCGACCACUGAUCAAUAAUUUUCGACCGCUACAAUCUAUAAAGAGGCGACAAGUAUUUCAGCGACGAUCUCCGGAGGAAUACUUUUGGACGUAGCAAAGCAUAUAGCUUAUUUAUUUAUUGUCAACUAUGAGCGGUCGACCUAAUCGAUUUAGUUAUAAAUUAAAAAAGUUUAAAAAUAAUAUUGGUUUAGAGGC
Drosophila innubila is the source of this 995-nucleotide messenger RNA. RefSeq names its product carbonic anhydrase 15 (gene CAH8). The transcript is spliced from 4 exons. Gene Ontology annotation, cellular component: cytoplasm. The record is from RefSeq and is a predicted model, not a curated record. Gene Ontology annotation, molecular function: carbonate dehydratase activity; zinc ion binding. Bases 1 to 894 code for a protein of 297 amino acids. NCBI's taxonomy places the organism in Eukaryota, Metazoa, Arthropoda, Insecta, Diptera, Drosophilidae.